AUGGAGAAAGCUGUUAAAGAAACUGGUGUGGAAUUGUUAAGACCAUUAUGGUGCAAGGACAGAAAAGAAAUUUUGGAAAAGAUUUUUGAAUUAAAUUUUGAAAUUUUGGUAACUUGCGUGAAUUUAGAAAAAUUACGAAAAUCAAUUGUCACUCUUAAAAUUUCCAAUAACAAUAAUAAUAUUGAUGAUGAUGUAGAAAAAAUUGGUGGGAUGUUAGUAGGUAAAGUAUUAAAUAGAGAUUUAUAUCAAACAGUUUUGAAAAAAUUUAGUGAUGAAUAUGGAAUGGAUGAAUGUGGUGAAUAUGGGGACUUCCACACAAUGACACUUGAUGCCCCAUUAUUUAAAAAACAUAUCAUCAUCAAAAAUGCUCAUAAGAAAUUAUCUGACUGUGGAAAUUUUUUGUAUUAUUUGAUUGAAGAUUGUGAAAUUGUUGAUAAAAUUUUUAAAGAUAAAAAGAUACUUUAA
This is a messenger RNA of Entrophospora sp. SA101, 465 nucleotides long. Lineage: Eukaryota; Fungi; Glomeromycota; Glomeromycetes; Entrophosporales; Entrophosporaceae. The record is from the annotation of a GenBank genome assembly.